CAACAUAAUUCAGCCACUCGCCUCAUGUGACUGUGGGUGGAAAAGUGUGACCAGUAAGCGGCUGCCGCUGAUGGUGAUGAUGAUGAUGAUGAUCAUGUCUGUGGAGGUGUUGACAGCGGAGGGUUCCUUGUGCCAGUCUUGAUGUGAAGUAGAAGACCGUAGCAGAAACACGCAGUCAGACUGGCUACGGUACACGUCCACGGAUUUUUCCUCCGUCUUUCUUUCCACGAUGGAGAGAAGAACACAGUGGUUUUACCGACAAAUCCAUGAUAUAAACUAGGGGCUGGUGCUGCUUCUGAGACGGGGGACUCAGAGGAAAAGAGAAGGUGAUGAAUUGGAUGGUGCCUCACACAUGAAGACCAUGAAGCCCACACAAAAGCUGAUAUUCUUCUGCUGCUCCAUGCUGGUCGUGGGCUUUAUAUGCUACUCCUCUGGGCAUCUACAUCUAUGGGGCCAGAAGCCUCACACUGAUGCAGAAGAGACAACUGUAGCCCUGACUAAAGGUGCUGAAGUGAAAAGAAUUGCAGAGGUGGAACCAGAAAUCAUCGCGGGACAAAUAGUAGGCUCAGUAUAUGAUAAGCAGGGCUUCCUGCUGCAGCUGGAUACAAAACUGCCACUGCAUUUGGUGUACAAGUAUGGCAACCUGAGCGAAGGAGUGUGCAAGCCAGGAUAUGCAGAAGCCAAGAUGACCACUAUCUAUCCUAAGUUCAUGAGACAAGUGCCCAUGUUUCUUGAUCGAAACUUCCAGCGUCUUGCAAAAGUCGGCAAUUAUUUCCCUCCAUUUGGUUUUAAAACACAAGAGAAAAUCAUAGACAACAUUUUAACUAAUACGAAAAAUUAUGGACUUGGAGAGGAGCUGGACAGCCUGAGCUGUAAAAGAUGUAUCAUUGUGGGCAACGGGGGCAUCCUGUUCAACAAGUCUUUGGGCUCCCGUAUAGAUGACUACGAUGUUGUAGUGAGAUUAAAUGAGGCCCCAGUAAGUGGUUAUGGCAAAGACGUGGGGACCAAAACCACCUUGAGGAUUACGUACCCAGAGGGAGCCAUCCAGAAGCCUGAAAACUAUGAAAAAAACUCGCUUUUUGUCUUUUCUGCUUUCAAGCCUCUGGAUUUCAAGUGGCUUAGACAGAUGGUCUUUAAGGAGAAACUGAGGGGCACAGAGGGUUUCUGGAAGUCGGUGGCUCACUCGGUGCCGCGGGACCCAACUGAGAUGAGAAUCCUGAACCCUUACUUCAUCCAGGAGGCUGCAUUCCAGUUCAUUGGCCUGCCUUUCAACAAUGGCCUCAUGGGCAAAGGGAACAUUCCAACGUUAGGAACCGUCGCUAUAACGAUGGCACUGCACAACUGUGAUGAGGUGGCGGUGGCAGGUUUCGGCUACGACAUGAACACGCCCCACGCUCCUCUGCAUUACUACGAGACUGUCAAGAUGUCCACCAUCAAAGAGUCAUGGACACACAACAUAUCCAAGGAGAAGGAGUUCCUCCGUAAGCUGGUGAAAGCCAACGUCAUCACAGACCUGACCAAUGGUAUCUGAGUUUACAGCUCACCUAUAGCCUUCCUCUGCCUUUCACAAGGGACAGCAGACCAGGAAGGUGGGGAAUUGAAUAAACUGGGGAGAAAAAAAAGAAAACCCUUUCAAAUCUGGGUGUCCUGCACACUGCCAGGGGUUUUUAUAUCAAAGGAGAUUAUUUAAUGAAAAAAAACAAACAAA
Messenger RNA from Solea solea (common sole), 1708 nucleotides. It is a transcript of the gene st3gal3b, whose product is annotated as ST3 beta-galactoside alpha-2,3-sialyltransferase 3b. The record is from RefSeq and is a predicted model, not a curated record. Bases 353 to 1531 code for a protein of 392 amino acids. The transcript has 13 exons. Lineage: Eukaryota; Metazoa; Chordata; Actinopteri; Pleuronectiformes; Soleidae. Gene Ontology annotation, molecular function: sialyltransferase activity.